AUGAAGCUAAACCCGGAUGGAGACGUGGAUCCAGGGGCACCAUGUACUACUUUUAGACCGCCAAUUACUCCAGGGGGCACCAAAUCCACCGUCAAGGUGGACAAGGAUGGAGCCUUCGAGCCUUCUAGUACAGCUGGCAUAUUAAAGCCAGCUGUGUUAAUGUUCGGCGAGAGCAUAGCAUCCUCUGUGAAAGAGGCUGCAGAGCGUGCCAUUGACUCUGCAGGACGACUUCUUGUUAUUGGGACGUCUCUGGCGACAUAUUCCGCUUGGCGGUUAGCCAGGCGGGCUAAAGACCAAGGCAUGCCCAUUGCAAUCGUCAAUCUUGGUGGCGUACGGGGGGAAGAGCUUUUCUUUGAGAAUUUAGAUGAGGGCCAGAGAGGGGAAUUGGGCGUAAGAGCUGAGAUGUCUUCGGAUAAGCUACUUCCGACCCUCCUUGAUCACCUCCACGCACUUGGAGCGGGCACAUCUGAUAGGCCAUCGCAGGCUGCGGCGAAAGGUUUGACAAGAAAUAACAGUCCCUUCAAGGACAUGCUCUCAUAG
Pseudogymnoascus destructans is the source of this 540-nucleotide messenger RNA. RefSeq lists its product as uncharacterized. The transcript has a single exon. Lineage: Eukaryota; Fungi; Ascomycota; Leotiomycetes; Thelebolales; Thelebolaceae. The coding region runs from base 1 to 540 and encodes 179 amino acids. The record is from RefSeq and is a predicted model, not a curated record. Gene Ontology annotation, molecular function: NAD+ binding.